AAGAGUGUGUGAGUCCAGUAUUCAAUCUAUGUAAUUAUAUUUCUAUGAAUAUUACAAAAGGAUAUAGCUGUUGCCAACAUGUCAAACUAUGAACAUCGUUUUUUAAUAACUAUUAUAAAAGUGUAAUUCAUAUAUUAUAAAUGUUUAAAGAAGCUGAUUAUGAGUUAAUAUAUAUUUGUUUUCAUGUUACAGCUAAGUAUGUAUUUGUUAUGGUCUGGAGUACAUAUAUAGUUGGUGCAACUGGUACCAUUCCAUCUGUCAAAAUAAAAAAUUUAAAAUAUCUAAAUUUUUUGUGGUUAUGUUUAUGUUGUAAAAUAUGUUGAUGUGUUAUAAGUUAUUUUUCUCCUAUCUAGUGAAAUAAAUAUUGGUUGUUUUUUCGAGGUGCAGUAACUAUUCCGAUUAAGUUUUAAAAAUUGGCAAUUAAGUUUGUUUAUUUAACCGUCAUGGCUUUUAAUUUUGGAAAUACGUCUCAGUCAACUUUUGGUGGUGCACCAAAAUUGACCGGCUUUGGUACAAGUUUUGGUUCAACUCCUGCCACAACUGCCUCUACGGGAUUCGGUGGAUUUGGUUCAACAUUUGGAGCGACGAAUACUCAACAACAAUCAACCGGUUUCGGUAGUUUCGGCACUACUUCCACUGCUCCUACGUUCGGUACUAGUUUUGGUACACCUGCAUCUUCUGCUCCAUCGGCUUUCGGAAGUACAUUUGGAGCACCCGCCGCAACGGCAACACCAUCUUUUGGUUCUAGCUUUGGUACACAACAAACACAACCUAAUUUGUUUGGUACUGCAACCACGACAGCGCCCAGUCUUUUUGGAUCCACUACGUCAGCUCCCAGCUUAUUUUCUAAUACUACUGGCGGUGGGUUGUUCGGUUCUACUAGCACCACUCAAUCUACGGGUUUGUUCGGAACUGCUGCGACUACUACCACACCUAGCCUAUUCGGUACAACACCCACACCUUCUUUAUUUGGGCAACAAGCGGUUACUUCAACUCCUAGUUUAUUUGGGACUGCUGGUACUGGAACAACUUUUGGUACUAAUGUUUUUGGUACCUCUACAACAUCAGCUCCGUCUUUAUUCGGUACAGGAUUUGGUACUACAUCCACUUCGUCAACGGGAUUUGGAGGAUUUGGUGGAGGAACUGGAAGCACUUUUGGAGGCUUCGGCACACAAAAUCAAGGAUCAUUGUUCAGCAAACCACAGAUACCUCAAGUUGCUCCUCAACAAUCUCAAGCAUCGAAAACUCAGCAAGUAGUGGCAUCAGUAUAUGCAAUAAACGUUUUUAAUGACGAAAGAGACGACAUUCUUAAAAAAUGGAAUAUGCUCCAGGCUUGUUGGGGUACCGGAAAAGGAUAUUACAAUAGCCAACAACCACCAAUCGAAUAUGAUGCUCAGAAUCCAUUUUAUAGAUUCAAAGCGAUGGGGUAUAAUGUUAUACCAGAACAUGAUAAUUCUGAGGGGAUAGUAAAAUUCAUAUUUAAUAAGAAGCUCGAUGAAAUGAAAAAUCAGCAGGAAGUCCUUAAAAACGGUAUCGCCGGUAUUUUAGGUAACAAACCCAAUUUAACUGUUGAUAUACAUCAAAUAAAAUCUGUUACUGAUACACAAACCGAAGUUAAAAUAACUGUAUCAGAAAAAGGAGUUACAGGGACGAGUAGAAAAAUUCCAGCUUCGGAUCUUGCCGCAUUCUUCAAUCAACCUGUUCCAAAACAACAACUUAGUACAGUAAUGGUUACUUCAGUUACUCCAUUUGUUACACCUACCAAAGCGGAAUUAGAGGAGUAUUUGAAACAUCCCCCUCCGGGUAUUGAUUUGCAAAUGUGGAGAGCUGCUAUUGACGAUAACCCAAAUCCUAAAAAAUAUAUUCCAAUACCCAUCAAUGGUUUUUCCAGUUUGAGAUCGAGGCUACUGCAUCAGGAAUAUCAGACGGGAUUGCAUCAAGCUUUUCUAGAUAAAGUGAAUAAGGAUAUCACCAGCUUAAAAACCAGACACUCAUCUUCUGUAGCUCAAAUUGCUGAGCUGAAAUCUAAAUUUUGCGAAUUACAACAUAGAAUAUUGAGAAUUUUAGUCAAACAGGAAUGCACAAGAAAAACUGGUAUAGCUAUAUUACCCGAAGAAGAACUACUACGAGGAAGAUUUGAGAUUAUGCACCAACAAUUAAAUAAUCCAAAACAAUUCAAGGGACAAGUUAAUGAAAUUCUUUCCAAUAUCAAGAUGCUGGCAGGCAGAUAUAAACAAAGUUGUCCCAGUUACCGAUUGGAUGCAGAAGCUCAAGAAGAAAUCAAACAAUUUUUGAAAAUGGAGCAAAGUGGCAUAGCUCAACUGAUUAAUAUCAUUCAGACUGAUUUGAAAGUGUUAAAUAUUAUAAACGACGGGCUAAAACAGAAAACUAUAAAUGGACAAUUUAAUUAAUACAAUUUUAACUGAUACAAUAUCUUGUAAGAAAUGUUAAUGAAUGUAAUGAAACACUUCUCAAAUUUAAUUACGGAUUAGUAGAGAGGAAGUGGAAGUUUUGAUAUAAUACACUAGAAAAAAAUUUAUAAAA
Molecule: messenger RNA, 2544 nt
Organism: Diorhabda sublineata
Lineage: Eukaryota; Metazoa; Arthropoda; Insecta; Coleoptera; Chrysomelidae
Gene: Nup54
Product: nucleoporin p54
Exons: 8
Coding region: 444-2411 (655 amino acids)
Biological process (GO): nuclear pore organization; protein localization to nuclear inner membrane; NLS-bearing protein import into nucleus
Cellular component (GO): nuclear pore; nuclear pore central transport channel
Molecular function (GO): structural constituent of nuclear pore
Source: RefSeq, a predicted model, not a curated record